AUGGUCCUCUGUGGCCAAACAGCUUUGGGUUCAGGAAUUUUGUUUACGUACCCGCAGAUCGCCACCAUCGCCGGUGUGCAGGGUCUUGUGGUCUACAGUCUCUCCUCAGCCCUACCACUACUCGUCUUCGCGUACCUUGGGCCGAUUAUUAGGAAAAAAUGUCCCGAGGGGUUCGUGCUCACGGAGUGGACACGCCAACGAUACGGAGCUCUUGCUGCAUUAUAUCUCUCGGCCUUGACGUACGAAACUCCUCUUGCCCUUCGAAUUUCCUCGUAUCUAACCCCAGACAGGCUCAUUACCAUCUUUCUCUACAUGGUCGCCGAGCUUUCUGCUCUCCAGCAAAUCAUCAACGCACUGACCGGGCUCAACGGCCUCCCUGUCGUGAUUGUGGAAUGUGUGGUGACCACAAUUUACACUUCUCUGGGAGGUUUCAAAGUGUCUUUCAUCACAGACAACAUCCAAGGCGCCAUGGUCGUAGGGUUGAUCAUCAUCGGAUGCAUCACUGUCGGUGUGGAAACCCAUGUCCAAAAGGACUUGAUUGACAAGAGCGGAUACCUGGAUGCAAGUUUGCUCGGCUGGCAGUUGAUGUAUAUCCUGCCAGUGGCGAUCCUGACAAACGAUUUCUUCCUUUCCGGGUUCUGGAUGAGGACGUUUGCGGCAAAGACCGAUAAAGACUUGUGGGUUGGUGUGAGCAUUGCCACCGUGGCCGUCGCUAUCAUCCUGACGCUUUGCGGCGUCUCUGGACUCUUGGCUGGGUGGUCUGGCGCAUUGGGCAAUCCGCCCGAGGAGUCCUCGAUUGCCUUCUUCCUGUUACUGGAACAGCUUCCCGCCUGGGUGGUGGGUUUUGUUAUUGUCAUGACGGUUGCUCUGUCCACCGCAGCAUUCGACAGCUUCCAGUCCGCCAUGGUGAGUACCGGGUCCAACGACAUUUUCCGCAACAAGUUGAACCUAUGGGUUCUCCGGGCGACCGUUGUGGUGAUUAUUGUCCCCGUGGUGGUCGUGGCGUUGAAGUCACCCUCGGUGCUGCAGAUCUACCUGAUCUCCGAUCUCAUCUCUGCGUCUUCCAUCCCCGUCUUGGUCAUCGGUCUGAGUGACCGAUGCUACGCCUGGCGCGGGUUUGAAGUCGUCGUGGGAGGACUCGGCGGUAUCAUGACCGUCUUCCUCUUCGGCCUCGUCUUCUACAAGGGAGACGUCAGCUCCGCGGGUGCCCUACUGCUACUCGAAGCCGGCCUGUACGCGGACGACUGGUCUGCCUUUGGAGCAUUCGUGGCUGCCCCCGUGGGCGGGCUGCUGUGGGCGCUCGGCGCGUUUGUACUGAGACUCUCUGUACAAUGGUGCAUCGCGAAGAUUCGAGGCACGAGGUUCGAUGCGCUGGACAAGCCCGCGGCGCCGGCCGCGAGUUUCUACACGGGCAGAACGAGCCCGACCACGGGCGACUCGGAGAGAGACGUCUAUGCCGACGGAGAUGGCGUUGUGAGGAGCCAAGUCGAAGUCAAGGGCAAGUUCUUUUGA
Molecule: messenger RNA, 1512 nt
Organism: Fonsecaea nubica
Lineage: Eukaryota; Fungi; Ascomycota; Eurotiomycetes; Chaetothyriales; Herpotrichiellaceae
Exons: 1
Coding region: 1-1512 (503 amino acids)
Biological process (GO): transmembrane transport
Cellular component (GO): membrane
Molecular function (GO): transmembrane transporter activity
Source: RefSeq, a predicted model, not a curated record